This is a messenger RNA of Cladocopium goreaui, 3900 nucleotides long. Lineage: Eukaryota; Dinophyceae; Suessiales; Symbiodiniaceae. The record is from the annotation of a GenBank genome assembly.
AUGGCUUUUCUGGGGCCUGGAUUGGGGCCGCAGACACUGGAAGAGACUCUGAAGCUGGGCAACUCAGACUUGCGUUUCACGUUUGAGCGGAACGAGGUGCCAGAGGAGGUGCAAGCUCAGUUUUUUACACAUGGGGUCACAAACGUCAACAAAUUCUCUGCCUUCUUUAGAGAUGAGGCAGACUUGGUACAAGUGCUCAGAGAUGAUUUCCAUGUUGAUGCUGCAGCUUCCUUGGGCGAUCGUGCAAAAGUCGCAGCAGUGAUUUGCUCUUGGAAAGAAGUCAGUACAAAGGCAAAGAGACAGGCAGAAGUUGAAGCAGAAAUGAAUACAAGGGAAUGGACCAAACCUAUUCCUACAGGAGACUAUGUGCAGCUCCGCAAUGCCUACCAACAGGCGAUGGGGCAUUUGGAGGACAAAGUUACGCCUGCAAAGGAGUAUCUGGAGAAGAAACUACAAGAGCUGGAGAAUGGAGAGUUCAGAGCAGAGACCUUGUCAGAAGUAGUGAGCAAGGACGAAGUAGACCCAGACGUUUUGGUGCCGAUCUUUGAUGCCAAAGGAUCUCUCAGUGUGAAGAAAGGUUCUUCCACAGUAGCUUUACCCACGGGGCCCGAGCAACUGAGGAGGAGGUUGAGUGUCAUGCAAAAUUGCAUCAUGAUGCUGGCUUUGAAACAUGUCAAUAGAGAGGAGAUUCAAGACGUGGACAAAGAUGUCUUUGAUAGAUACAAAGACUACCUGCUGGGAGAUUACGUUUGGGGUCUUAGCUCAACGGACCUUCAAGGGCAACAAAUUCAGACGCCACCUUGGAGCUUGGUCUUGUCCUAUGAGCAGGCUAUCAGAAAGAGAGCCUAUGUGAUCAUGAUCAAAGAAAGGCUACAACUUGGUGCAGCCCUGGAGCAAGCUUGGAAGUGUCCGACAGUGAAAGAGAGACACUUCAUAACGCCAUUGGCGCUAUAUUCAAAGCGUUCUUAUGGAGCUUCUGCCCCGUCGGCACCUUCGCCAGGGCUUUGGAACGCAAAGGGCAAAGGCAAGUCAAAAUCCCCAAAGGGAUCCUCCAAGGGAAAAGGGAGCAGUCGCAAAGGAUCUGUUUCUGCAUGGGCCAAAAAGCUGGGCUCACGCAUGGGUAUCACAGUUCAAGUCGAAAUGAUUGACAUCAAAGUGCGUCCGAACUGGGACUUGACCAAGUCAAAGAGCAGACAAGUUUUGUUAAACAAAAUACGUAGCGGGCGUUACUUUGCAGUUUUGAUUUCACCGCCUUGCAGCACUUUUACAAGGGCGACAUGGGCGAACCAAAAAGGACCAAGACCGGUCCGGUCUUAUGUGCAGCCAAGAGGGCUACAGCGAUUGACGUGGUCGGAGCGGCAGAAGGCAAAAUGGGGGAAUGAGCUCACAGAUUUUUCUUUUGAAGUUUGUGUAGAAGUUUCAACGACCGACACAAUGUUGCUGUUUGAAAACCCGGAAGAUCUUGGAGCAGUACAACAGGGAAAUCUUUAUGGCCAACGUCCAGCCAGCAUGUGGCAAUGGCCAACCUUUUUCGAGUUGUUGGAAAAACAGGGUUGGGAAACAGUUGCGUUUUACCAGGCUGAUUUUGGCACGGAAUAUUUGAAACCCACUCGUUUACUGCUCAAAGGUUUUCAGACUCAACAACAGACAGCUUUUGUGCAAGGUAGGCCCAGUUUUGAUGAACAAGGAUUCUACGAGGGUCCUCUGACGAAGAGAGAGGCCGUCAAACAGUUGAUUGGCCAUGCAGGUAAGACCAGAGAAUUCCAUGAUGGUGCAGGUUUGGCUUCACCAGGGCGUUGGGACCUGGAACGUAGGACAUGGAACACAGAUGGUUUUUGGAAGAAACUUAGGGAAGGAUCCUUGCGUUUGGUUUUGGAGAGCUGCGGUGGUUGGCAAAAGUUUGACUUGGAGUGUUUUCAAAUGGCGGCCAAGGGUGAACAGGGCUGCAACCUGGUUAGAGAUCAGGCGUUACAGUCAAAACUGGUGGAUCUUUGGAUCACGCUUUUGAGAGAAGAGGGAUAUGAAACUGAAGGUCUUGGUGAUAUUGCAGAUGGACAGCCUUUUAGGCUGAAGCUUAUGCAAGCGUUGUCAAAACGAGCAGGAGACCCAGACCACUGUUUUCUUUUGCAAGGUCAAGAAGGUUUUCCGGUGGGGGUCCUACACCAGCUGCCUAGGACUCCUCAUAUGUAUGAGGAGCAGACGGCGUGGAAGUUGGAAGAGGAUCCAUAUAUGCGUGAAGAAAUCUGGCGAGAUAACUAUGAGUCAGUCCAGGACCAUGAGGAGUUCGUGCGAGAACACUUCAAAGCUGAAUGCGAAGAAGGGCUCAUGGAAAAGAUGUCGCUUGAAGAGGCAAAGAGGCGUUUUGGGGAUAAGAUUGCAAUCUCAUCCCUAUCAGUUCUGGUGGAAGAAGCUCAUGGUAACAAGCGACGUAUAAUACAUGAUGCAACUCAUGGGACGAAGAUCAACAACAGAAUCAAGUGCCGGGACAAACAAAGGAGCCCGGGGGCACGGGAGAAAAUGUACUUGCCGGCCUAUUACAAAGACAAGGGCAAUGUGAUCUUCAGCCUUGUGGGUGACAUUAGCAAGGCUCACCGACGUUUCCUGCACCACCCCAGCGAAAGGGGCCUUCUGGCAUGCCGAGUCCUUUCCACAGAUGACCAUGUGUACAUCAACAAUGUGGGAACGUUUGGAGUGGCUUCCGCAUCAUAUUGGUGGGGGCGCAUUGCUGGAUCAGGCCUGAGGCUGGUCCAUGAGUUGAUAGGACCGGAGAUGCCGGUAGAGAUGUUGAUAUUUGCAGAUGACUUGGAGGCGCUUGGACCAGACAGGCAAGGGAGAAGGGGUGUGGUGCUGGCGUUUCUCUAUUUAGCAGUUCUUGGUUUCCCAUUUAAAUGGGCAAAGCAGAGAGGUGGCUUGAAAGUGGAGUGGAUAGGACUUUUUGCUGAUUACACCAGCAUGAAACUUGGUCAUUCGCCCUCAAGGGCAGCUUGGGUUGCAAAAUGGACCAAAGGUCUUGCUGAAUCAGGAAAUGCAACUGCGAAGGAGAUGGAGCAGGGUCUUGGACGUUUGUGUUUCGCCGCAAACGCUCUCUUGUGGGAGCGUCCUUUCUUGGGACCCUUGUUUUCUUGGACAGCUGCGAUAAGAAACAAGAGAGGUACUCUGAAGCUGCCUGCGAUGCUACGCACCAUUCUCUUCUUCCUUGGACGACGCGUGGAGGAAGGUGGUGACCUGCAGACUCCACCACCUUUGAAGAGGAGAACAACUCCCGAUGUGGUUUUCUUUACCGAUGCAAAAGCAACGGACACUGGAGCAUGGAUAGGUGGUUUUUUGGAAUCCAGCGAGGGCGAGCUGAGGAAUUGCGAGUUGGGCUUGGAAUGGAUACCACGUGAACACAACCAACUAGCAGACGACCUCACCAAUGAGGAUUUUAGCAAGUUCCCUGGCGAGCGGAGAGUUCAAUGGGUUGGAGGUAACACCAAAUGGUACGUGCUUGAUGGACUAAUGGACAAAGCAAAGGAAUUCUUCACAGAACUUCAGAAAGCCAAGCUUGAAAACAAAGACAAGAGGAAAAGAGUUGAAGCAUAUGCGCAAGAAACCAACCUUUCUGAUGAGGAUUUUGGUGAGGUACAAUCCAAGCAGUUCUUUACUUCGCUUAUGCAAAAGAAUUCGCAUCGCUAUGAGAUGCUGGUGCUUGCGGUGGAGGCGUCUUACCUCAUUAUGUACAUUGCCUUCUUCAUCUUAACAGGACUAGAGAAGCCACGAAAGGGUGGUGCUCCUCCGUCCAAGGAUUUCUACGAAAGCUGUGUCGACAGUCUGUGGCAGAACGGAUUGAUGCGAUUGGAAAAUCGAGCUGCGGAAGUUGAUUUGCGAGGGAGAUGGCCCGCUUCUGCGAUGAAGACUUGA